Molecule: messenger RNA, 1572 nt
Organism: Dipodomys spectabilis (banner-tailed kangaroo rat)
Lineage: Eukaryota; Metazoa; Chordata; Mammalia; Rodentia; Heteromyidae
Gene: Gadl1
Product: glutamate decarboxylase like 1
Exons: 15
Coding region: 7-1572 (521 amino acids)
Biological process (GO): carboxylic acid metabolic process
Cellular component (GO): cytoplasm
Molecular function (GO): carboxy-lyase activity; pyridoxal phosphate binding
Source: RefSeq, a predicted model, not a curated record
GCCAGGAUGAGCAGUGUCGCGGACCGCCGCAGCUCGCUAGAAGGAGACAAUGAACAGCAAGAGAUGUUGCCGAGGAAGAAGAGUGCUGUUCUGGUGGAUGGAGUUAUACUGAAUGGCCCUACAACCAAUGCGAAAGCAGGAGAACAGUUCGUGGAAGAGGCCUGUAGGCUAAUAAUGGAAGAAGUGGUUUUAAAAGCUACGGAUGUCAAUGAGAAGGUGUGUGAAUGGCAGCCUCCUGAACAACUGAGACAACUCCUGGACUUGGAGAUGAGGGACACCGGAGAGCCACAUGACCGGCUCCUGAAACUCUGCCAAGAUAUCAUCCACUUCAGUGUCAAAACCAAUCACCCAAGAUUUUUUAACCAGUUGUAUGCUGGCCUUGAUUAUUAUUCCUUGGUGGCUCGAUUCAUGACGGAAGCACUGAACCCCAGUAUUUAUACGUAUGAGGUGUCCCCAGUGUUUCUGUUAGUGGAAGAAGCAGUUUUGAAGAAAAUGAUUGAAUUUAUUGGCUGGAAAGAAGGCGAUGGAAUAUUUAACCCAGGAGGUUCAGUGUCCAAUAUGUAUGCAAUGAAUUUAGCUAGAUACAAAUAUUGUCCUGAUGUUAAAGAGAAGGGGCUGUCUGGGUUGCCAAGAUUCAUGCUUUUCACAUCUGCAGAGUGUCAUUACUCCAUGAAGAAGGCAGCUUCCUUCCUUGGGAUUGGUACGCAGAACGUGUGCUUUGUGGAAACAGAUGGAAGAGGUAAAAUGAUACCUGAAGAGCUGGAGAAGCAAAUCUGGAAAGCCAGGAAAGAGGGGGCCGAACCCUUCCUUGUCUGUGCCACGGCAGGUACCACUGUCCUGGGUGCCUUCGAUCCUCUGGAUGAAAUAGCAGACAUCUGCGAGAGACAUGGGCUGUGGCUCCACGUGGAUGCUUCCUGGGGUGGCUCAGCUUUGGUCUCUAGGAAGUACUGCAAGCUUCUGCAUGGCAUCAACAGGGCCGAUUCAGUGGCCUGGAACCCACACAAGAUGUUGAUGGCUGGAGUCCAGUGCUGUGCUCUACUGGUGAAAGACAAAUCCGGUCUCCUUAAGAAGUGCUACUCUGCUGAAGCAUCCUACCUAUUCCAACAGGAUAAGUUCUACGAUGUAAGCUAUGACACGGGGGAUAAAUCCAUCCAAUGCAGCAGGAAACCUGAUGCAUUCAAGUUCUGGAUGACCUGGAAAGCAGUGGGCACUUUAGGCCUUGAAGAGAGGGUGAAUCGAGCCCUUGCUUUAUCUAGGUACCUCGUAGAUGAAAUCAAGAAGAGGGAAGGUUUCAAGUUACUGAUGGAGCCUGAAUUCACCAAUGUUUGCUUUUGGUACAUUCCACCAAGCCUUAGAGAAAUGGAAGAAGGACCCCAGUUCUGGGAAAAACUUCAUUUGGUGGCCCCCGCCAUUAAAGAGAGGAUGAUGAAGAAGGGAAGCCUCAUGCUGGGCUACCAGCCCCACAAAGGAAAGGUCAACUUCUUCCGCCAGGUGCUGAUCAACCCUCAAGUGAGCCGGGAAGACAUGGACUUCCUCCUGGAUGAGAUAGACCUUCUAGGAAGAGAUAUGUAG